AGACUAAGCCGUUGUCGACCAUCUAUAAGCCAACGUUUCUCGAUUCUGGUGGCCGCCAAGUCAGUCGAAGAGGAAGCACCGUCUAUGGUGACGACCUGGCCCAGCAGAUGGAGGAACGGCGGCAGAAACAGGAGCGAGACAGAAACAAUCUACUGAUGUUCCAGCAGCAGCAGUCAGGCGGCGGAGGGGGACUGGGUUUCGGUGGAGACGGCGGCGGUGGAAGACGGAGACCGCACGUCUCUGAGACGGAUUCAGUCCAGGCCACGCUGCAGCAGCAGAUUGCUGAGAAGAAGCAGCGAGAAGCAGAGAGGAAGAGGAUGGAGGCAGAGGAGGAUGCAGCUCUGAACGCCCGGCUGGAGGAGCAGCAGCGCAAGGUUCGCGAGGAGGCGGAGAGAGAGCAGGAGGCCCGGAAGGCCAAGGAGCGCGGUCGCCUGGAGCGCCAGAGGCUGAUUGAGGAGCAGCAGAAGCGCAGUCACGACGAAGCCGAGGCCAUGAAGAAGGCCGCCCGAGACCGCCGUCAGGGAGCCCAGGGCAGCGCGACCGUCAACGACUGGGGCAGCUGGGCGGCCGACGAUCGCCCGGCAGGGAAGGCAGCGGCCCCUCCGGAGGAGGACCUGUGGCAGGCGCCAGCCGUUGAGGAGUCACCGCCAAGAGCUCCAUCGCCACCGGCCGUCGAAAGCAAACCGGAUACUCCUCCUCCAGAGAUCCACCCAUCGCAGGACACCUCGGAUCUGAAGAUCGGCUUCCGCUGGGACCGGCCACAGACGGAGCGGCCCGAGAUGCGACUCGACUCACCACAACUGGACGACCUCGCCAAGAGAAACCGCGACCGGCAGAGGCGACUCGAGGAGCGUAAAAAGGCGGGGCAGUGAGAGGGAUAUAUACCGGCAGAGGCGAUUCGAGGAGCGCCAAAGGCGGGGCAGUGAGCCGAUCGGGGAGUCGCCAAGGAUAGGCACAGCUAGAGAGAUGUCUUUAAAACCACCCGUUACCGUCCCUGUUGUUGCACUGUGCUGUGUGUUCACACGCGUGACAUGUUUCUGAUUCUGUUGUAUCCAUCAACUCGCUUGUGACUGAGAAUAUAUACUAGAAGGCCAUAACUAUAAUCGCGUCAAAAAGCGGAUGAGCCAUCCUCUGCUCAAAGGACCAAGCAUACUUCCAAUCCAUUCAUUCAAAACCAUCUCCUAUCCCCAACUCAGCAUGGAUUUCGUCAUCGUCACUCGACUGAAACCGCGCUGAUAUCCAUCACCGACCAAAUCCUAUCAUCCAACGACCACGGCGACCUCUCCCUUCUCUGCCUGCUGGACUUGAGCAAAUGCUUUGAUGUGAUAGACCAUCAAAAACUUCUCACUAAACUACAACUUCACGGAGUAGAAACGACAUGGUUUUCGGCCUACCUUCAAAAUCAUACCCAGAGCGUCUGCUUCACAGACAAUCUGGGUAACAUCAAAAAGUCAUCUCCUCUUCCCAACAACAUCGGCGUCUUCCAAGGUUCUGCUCUCGGCCCUCUGCUCUACUGCGUCUUCGCGAACGACUUAUCCUUGUUCACCGGAGACGCAGUGGUAGCACAGUACGCCGAUGACACACAAAUUCUGGUCUCUGGCAAAAAAUCUGACAUGCAAAGCGUGGUCAGGAAGAUGGAAGCAGUGCUGACUUCCAUCGACCUUUGGUUCCAGGCCAACGGCCUCAAAGUUAACGCAGGAAAAACUCAGCUGAUGUUGUUGGGAAGCUCUCAAAAUCUGCGCAACGUUCCCGGCCUCUCUGUCAAAUUCCGCGAUCAUGAUUUACUCCCUGUCUCGGAAGUUAGAAAUCUCGGUUUAACAUUCGAUAGCACGCUCAGCUGGACUAGUCACAUUUCUUCUCUCACAAACCGCUGUUUCGGAACCCUUCAUGGUCUAUCACAUCUAAGGAACCACCUCCCACCAUCGGCUGUCACCGUCAUCGUCCAAGCCCUCGUUCUCUCGCAGGUCCGAUACUGCAUCUCAGUAUACGGCAACUGCACGCAGACAAACCUCUCUCGGCUCCAAAAAAUAAUUAACUAUGCUGCAAAGGUGAUUUUCGGCCGCAAAAAGUACGACCAUGUAUCGGACCUGCUGGAUAACUUGGGCUGGCUCAGCGCUGAGCAGCUUGCUCAGUAUCACUCUCUGUGCCUGCUGCACAAGGUGCGGCGAUCAGGCGAGCCAGAAACCCUGGCUGCCCAGCUGGUGCAGGUAUCGCAGACGCGGCAGCGAUCCACCAGACAGGACCGCAAUCUGUCAGUCCCACGAUCGCGGACAGCGAUGGGGCAGCGCCGGUUCUGCUGCCGGGCGCCCCUCGCCUACAACCAGCUCCCGUCAGAACUGACGCGUCUACCGGCCCACCUAUUUGGUCGGCACCUCCAAUCCCACCUACGGGGAGGCGAGGUGACUUAGACAGCGGCCAUGAGUCUGUAUGAGUGCAUGUGUAUGUUUGUUUGUGUGUACGGGCUUUGAGCGUAUUUAUCACGUUAUUUUAUGUUAUGUCUCCCAUGCAGAGUUUUAGCCCUGUACGAGCGGCCGUAAUAGCCACGAGUGUAUCGUGGAUGGCUUCAAUACACGUCUAUGUCUAUGUCUA
This is a messenger RNA of Amphibalanus amphitrite, 2589 nucleotides long. RefSeq names its product stress response protein NST1-like. The transcript is spliced from 9 exons. Bases 108 to 872 code for a protein of 254 amino acids. NCBI's taxonomy places the organism in Eukaryota, Metazoa, Arthropoda, Thecostraca, Balanomorpha, Balanidae. The record is from RefSeq and is a predicted model, not a curated record.